UUUUCGUUGUCUUGAUCAUUGUCAUUUUCACCAUUCAAUUCACUCGAAUUAGUCACGUAUACAACAUAUUCAUCCUUUCCAGAUUUCACCGAUCCCUGUCACCCCACAUUUGCAACCAUAACACCAAUAUGCAACACUAUCUUCUCCAACUUAUUCCUCCUCUUCACCAAACUACCAUCAAAAUCAUCGUCACUGACAAGUAUCGAACGAAUUUCACGACUCUCUUAAUCCUCAAAAUCCCCAUCUUCGUAAUUAACCCUAUAUAACCACUGUCGUAAUACACAACUUUCUAUAGAAAAACACCUAAGAUCAAAGAUGAUGACUAACGGUGAAAGUUUAUCUACAAACACUCCUACACUAAAGUCAAUAUAAUACUGAAGGUGGACAUACAAUUCAUAACGAUCAUACCAUGAUAGGCCACAAUACGAUGCUCUCAUACAAUUUGACGGAUGUGGUAUCAGGCUUAACCCAACUGAAAAAUCCGAUCCAAAACAAACAUAAACCCAAAAUAACCCAAUCCACCUAAUAUUGUUUUUACAAUAAUCCCGUUAAACUAACUAUACACAAACCAUUUCUCAAUAGAACAACAUUCCCCUCUAAAUUUUCAAAUAUUUAAAUUCCAUUGCCGCAUUCUUUUAAAUGGUGAAGGGAUUAACUCAGUCCGUGUGACGUGCGCAACUCGAACGCACAGCGAGUCAAAAAAACAAAGAAACUCGUCAUCACAACAUCAAACAAAUAAAAAAAUAAAAAAUAUUAACACUAGAAAUUUCCGAGUAUAAAUACACCACAAUGAAUAUUAGAACUCGUUCAUCACUGAGUCGCGUCAGAAGAAACUAUCGUUCUCUCUGCAUUUUCUGCUACUAGGGUUUUCUCUUCGAUUUUCGGCGAUUUGAUUUUCCUUCAACGGAAAAUUCUUCGUCUUCAAUGGUGUUCAUCGAACACUAAUCAGAAUAUUCAUCUUCUUCAAUGGUGGUGUUCUUUCACUAAUCAGGAUCUGAGUAAACCCUAAAAUUUUAAGGUGGGAAUUAGAAGUUUGUGAGGGGAAUUUAGAGGGUUUGUGUGUGUUUUUGUUGGAUUUUAGGGUUGGUAUAUGGAGAAGGGUGGUGGGAAACCGAGAGGUCGUCCGAGGAAACGACGAAAGGAGGAGGAAGAGAAGGAGGGGAAAUUGGUUAAUGAAGCUAAGAGGCAAGUAGUUGAGACGAAACCGAUUCCGUUGGUUGGGAGGUAUGUGCUGAAAGAGUUUCCUAGAAAUGGUGUUUUUCUAGGUAAAGUUGUGUAUUACGAAAGUGGUUUAUACAGGGUUAAUUAUGAAGACGGUGAUUUUGAAGAUUUAGAGAGUGUUGAAAUUCGUCCGAUACUUGUCAGGGACGAUAGUUUUGAUGGUAGUUUAGUUAAGAGAAGAAAUAAGUUGGAUAAAUUAGUGUUGCAGAAUAGUGCUAAGGUUGCAAAUAAGUCUGAUAAGGGUUCAUUGAAAUCUCAAAAAGAUGAACAUGAACCUGCUGCUGUUGGUGCAACUGAUCCGUGUGAAUCAAAGGGUGAAAAUGAUGAGGAUGAAGACGACGAAGAUGAUGUGGAUUUGUCGAGUGGCUCUGUUUCUAAUGUUGAGACAGUGCCUUUGCCUCCGCCAUUGCAUUUGCCGCCAUCGUCCGGAACUAUCGGUGUGCCUGAGCCGAGUGUCUCACACCUCCUAUCUGUAUAUGGGUUUUUGAGAUCAUUCAGCACCCGAUUGUUUCUUCAUCCAUUUACUUUGGACGAAUUUGUUGGUGCCCUGAAUUAUCGAGGACCAAACACUUUGUUUGACGCAAUUCACAUUUCUCUGAUGCGGGUGUUGAGGCGUCAUCUUGAAAGCCUGUCGUCUGAGGGGUUUGAGCUUGCAUCACAAUGUCUUAGGUGCAACGAUUGGAGCUUGCUCGAUACGUUGACUUGGUCUGGCUUUGUGAUUCUCUAUUUGGUGGUUAACGGGUACACAAAAGGACCUGAAUGGAAAGGUUUUUAUGAUGAGGUUUUUAGCAGUGAGUAUUAUUUGUUGCCUGUAAGUAGGAAGUUAAUGAUUCUGCAAAUUCUUUGUGAUGAUGUUUUGGAAUCUGAGGAGCUAAAAACUGAAAUGAACACGCGAAAGGAAUCAGAGGUCGGGAUGGAUGAUGAUGCAGAAGAUAUCCUUCCUGCAGAAACUGGCCCCAGAAAAGUCUAUCCAAGAUAUACCAGGACCUCUUUUUGUGAGGAUAAAGAAGCUGUGAAGUUGGUUUCAGCAUCAAAUGCUGGGAACCAACCUGGUAACUCUGUUUCAAAUUGCAGAGAUACAGAAAGCACUGGGGAUGGAGAUGUUGAUAGAAAUGGAGAUGAAUGUCGCCUCUGCGGUAUGGACGGAACCCUUAUUUGUUGUGACGGGUGUCCCUCUGCUUAUCAUUCAAGGUGUAUUGGUGUGAUGAAAAUGUUUAUACCAGAAGGGCCAUGGUAUUGUCCAGAGUGCAAAAUUGAUAUGGCUGGGCCUACAAUUGCAAAGGGAACCUCACUUAGAGGGGCUGAAGUAUUUGGGAAGGAUUUGUAUGGGCAGCUCUUCAUGGGUACAUGCGACCACUUACUUGUGCUUAACUUUGAGAACAAUGAAGUUUGUCUUAGAUAUUACAAUCAGAAGGACAUCCCUAAAGUUGUCCAAGUGCUUUAUGAAUCCAUGCUGCAUAGGCCAAUGUACCAUGAUAUUUGCAUGGCAGUUUUACAAUAUUGGAAUAUUUCAGAAAACUUCUUACCUCUUUGUGCUUCAAUUGAAACAAAUUUAAAGGAUGAGACAAAAUCAUCUGCCCUUUUAUGUCCUCCUUCAAGUGAAGACAACCAUACACCUGUUAGUUUGGUCAAGGUAGAGAACUCUCCAACCACUGCGAGUUUGAUUCCCAAUGAUAAUAUGGUGCCUUCUCUUGAUGCUUUGCAAGUUAUUCCCCAAAGUCUUGCUUUUAAUAGCAGUGGCAUUGAUAGAAGUGAAAAGGGCCUUACUGUAAAUAAGAAGCUUUCUGAGGAAAUUAAGACGGAGGCAAUAAUUUCAGCUGGUUCUGUUGGUCAUCCAUCCGACAUGAACUUUCAGAAUUCUGUCAAUAUGUCAACUGCAGUAGAUGCUGCUAAGUACUCUGUGGCAAACAGUCAAUCAAGUAAUUGUGGCCAUGCAAAUGAUAUGGAGUUGCCUUCAAAUUUUUCUUUGCAAAACAAAGAAAACACCCAAGUAGGUUUUGGAAAGUGUGAACGCACUGCAAGUGAUGAUUUUUGUUACAUGGGUUUCUCCUUUAAACCCAUGUCUUACAUAAAUUACUAUAUGCAUGGUGAAUUUUCUGCAUCAGCAGCUGCCAAAUUUGCAUCUGAUUCUUCAGAGGAGUCUAAGCCAGAGGGUCAUGCGUCAGACAGCCAGAAGAAAACAUUAUCUGCAUACACUUAUUUGCAAGCAAAAUCAUUCUCCCAAGUAGCUUCACGUUUCUUUUGGCCCAGUUCUGAAAAGAAGCUUGUGGAUGUUCCAAGAGAGAGGUGUGGUUGGUGUCUUUCCUGUAAAGCCAAUGUUGUUAGCAAGAGAGGGUGCAUGUUAAAUCAGUCUCUUAUAAUUGCCACAAAAAGUGCUAUGAAAACCCUUGCUAUAUUACCUCCUUUAAGGAAUGGAGAGGGAAUUCUUCCUAGUACCAUUGCAACUUACAUUUUAUAUAUGGAGAGAUGUUUGCAUGGUUUAGUCGUUGGGCCCUUCGUAAAUGCAAGCUAUAGAGAGAACUGGCGUGAGCAAGUUAAACAAGCCACAACAUUUAGUGCUAUCAAGCCACUUCUACUUAAACUUGAGGAGAACAUUCGAAUCGUUGCUUUUUGUGGGGACUGGGUUAAGCUGACGGAUGAUCACUUAGUUGAAUUUUCCAAUAUCAAAAGUGCCACAUCUACUCAAGGAACAACUCAGAAACGUGCCCCAAGUGGGAGGCGUUCUAAAAAGAGGUCAUCUAGUGAUGAAGCUACAGAUGAUGGUUCCAAGGAAAGUAUGUGGUGGCGUGGUGGAAGGUUUUCAAGACUUAUAUCUCAGAAUAUAACUGUGCCCAAAUCCAUGGUCCGAAAAGCAGCUCGCCAAGGUGGUUCGAGGAAAAUUUCUGGUAUUUUCUAUGCUGAUGACUCUGAAAUUCCCAAAAGAAGUAGACAGCUUGUCUGGAGAGUUGCAGUUGAAAUGAGUAGGAAUGCCUCACAGCUGGCACUCCAGGUCAGAUAUCUAGAUUUUUAUCUUAGAUGGAGUGAUCUGAUUCGUCCAGAGCAGAACACACAGGACGGGAAAGGCCAAGAGACCGAAGCUUCUGCUUUCCGAAAUGCAAAUAUUUGUGACAAAAAACUUGUACAGGGAAAAAUUUGUUACGGGAUAAUUUUUGGGAGCCAAAAGCAUCUUCCUAUUCGGGUGAUGAAAAGUGCUGUUGAAACAGAGCAAGGGCCGGAAGGAAGAGAAAAGUAUUGGUUUUUUGAAAAUCGCAUUCCUUUAUAUUUGGUAAAAGAGUAUGAAGAAGGUAAUGAAAAGGCUCCAUGUGAAGAGCACUAUAGUGGUACAUAUCAGUUGCACAGAAGGCAGUUGAAAUGUUCCUGCAAUGACAUAUUCUUUUACCUCAUUUGCAAGAGAGACAACUUGGCAUACUCGUGUUCUUCAUGUCAGAUGGGCAUUUCAAUUCGGUAUGCUCACAAGUGCAAUGCAUGUCAAGGUUAUUGUCACAAGGACUGUUCCAUAAGUUCAGUCUCUAGACUCUCUACAAAAGGGGGAGUUGAAUGCUUGACAACAUGCAAACAAUGUCACCAUGCCAAGUUACUUGCUCCAAACAUAACUAGUGAUGAAUCUCCAACAAGUCCCUUAAUCUUACAAGGACAGGAAAACAGCUCUGGGACUAGUUUUAAGGGAGCAAGGCCAAAGACCAGUCAUUCUGAUAUGAAACAAGUUAACUCCAAGUCAGUUUCGAAAGGAUCAAAGCGUAAAUGUCAGGAUCAAACUUUGACUUCUGCCAGGAAAAAGAAUGGUCAUCCUGAGACAAAACUAGCCGAGUCUGAUUCCACUUCGGCAUCAAUCAACCGUCGCAACAAUAAUUGUUCUUGGGGUGUUAUUUGGAAAAAGAAAAUGAACGAAGAUAACUUUAAUUUUGUGAUCAAAAACAUACUUUUCAAGGGAGCGUCAGACAUACCUGAUUCGGGACCUACUUGUCACUUGUGUGGAAAGGCAUAUAGGUCAGAUCUAAUGUAUAUUUGCUGCGAAGCAUGCCAAAAUUGGUUUCAUGCUGAAGCUGUUGAACUUGAAGAGUCCCAAAUUUCGGCCAUGCUGGGUUUUAAAUGUUGCAAGUGUCGCAGGAUAAAAUCACCUGUGUGUCCUUACUCUGAUUCAAAACCUAAGUCAGAAGUUAAGAAACCACGCAAAAGGGCUGUAAAGAAAGAACAUUCUGGAGCCAAUUCUGAUUCUGGAACAUUUAAUGAUAUGAGGGAGUGUGAACCUGCUACUCCUGUCUAUCCUGUGGGAAAUGAUCAUUUAACUUACUCUCUUGAAAAUUUUGAGCUGAUCACAGAGCCUAAUAAAUUAGAUUCGGAUGUCGAGUGGAACACUGUUUCUGUGCCAGGGCCUCGGAAAUUACAAGUGAGAAGGCAUGUUAAGCAUGAAGGGGAUGACGAUGGUUCUGUUGCAGGAAUUCCUUUACAAGCUGAAUUUCCAACAUACAGUGAAGCAAGUUAUCUGUCCAAUCCAGCAGAUUCAACAUUACCUUUAGAAUACGACCCUGCUGCUUUUGACAGCAAUCUGAUGAUUGAUUUUGAAGACAAUAACAAUACCAUCUUCGAUACAAAUGAACUUCUGCGCUCAGAUGAUGACGGCCAGAUUGGUGGAGUUGAUUUGUCCGGGGAAUUGUUGGAAUAUGAUUUUGACAAUUUUGACACCGCUAAUCUUGAAGAAUUUGGAGAUGGUAGUUUUAGUUGUUGUGUAUGUCUUCAAGGUGAACCAGGCCCUGAUCUUUUUUGUGAGACUUGCGGGACUUUGAUGCACAGCCAUUGUUUGCCAACUUGGCAUGAACCAGUUUCUGAUCCGGAACAUUGGAGGUGUCUGACUUGCCGGGAGUGGCAAUAACUUAUCAGUGUGUCAUGCUGUGGAGCUUUUGUGCUGCUGAAUUUUGGAAGUUGUUUUAAAAUAGGUGGCGAGUUCUCGAGAAGAAUGUUGUAUGGAUAAUUGUUGGAGCUGUGUCAAUGAAUGAACCAUGGAUUGGUUGCAGAUCUCUCACCAAGGGCGAGUAGCUGUAGAACUUGGGGAAAAUUUAUUUUGCACACUUUGAGACAUUAGUUGGCUCCUCCCCUGUUCACAUUAAUAUGUUGCUUCCUGGGUGCCUACUAGACUCAAUAUUGUCAAACACAAAUUAUAAGGUAUAGUUUUCAGUCGUCGUUGGUUUUGGUUGAUACUAUCGGAUCAUGGUUUAUCAGCUGAUUUUAUUCUCUUGUCCGCACAUAGGAUUGUUUUUCCUAUUUUACAAUCCCCAAAUUCUGACCAUAGAGAUAAGCAGGUUUUUCCAAGUAUGGUGUUUAUCUCAAACAAUAAUUAUUUUGUAUAGAUUAUAUUACUCAUUUUUUGAGUUCGGGCAAAAUGAAUAAACUGCACUCAAUUGAGAAAGGAAAUUCUAUACUGCAUUCAAUUCACUCA
Molecule: messenger RNA, 6655 nt
Organism: Medicago truncatula (barrel medic)
Lineage: Eukaryota; Viridiplantae; Streptophyta; Magnoliopsida; Fabales; Fabaceae
Product: DDT domain-containing protein PTM
Exons: 11
Coding region: 1091-6091 (1666 amino acids)
Source: RefSeq, a predicted model, not a curated record